CCGGCCCUGCCCGGACGCCUCUGCAGAGGCCACCCCGGGACUGCGGCAGCCCCGCCCGGCGGCCGCGGGGGCGGAACGGGGGCCGUGGGUGCCGGCGAGGGGGUCGGGCCGCCAGUGCUCUCGGGGCGCCGGCUCCGCCCCUCGACCCUCGGAGCCCAGGGUGGGCGCAGACCCCGGGGCUCCCCGCGGCGGCCACACGCCUGGCUCCGCCCCCGGUGCCACCCCCGGGAGGGGGCGACGUGCCCGAGGCGCCGGGUCCGGACAGCGCCGCGCAGCCCCCGCGCAGCCCCCGCGACCCCGAGUUCCUGCUCGUCCCCCGGCCACACUGCGGCAGCGGCGGGCGGGGGCCGGGCGCGUCGCCUUGGAGCCGGGGCGCGCGUCGCCGAGCCCAGCCCAGCCCGGCCGCUGGGCGCGGAGGAGGCGGCUCGCUGGCCCGGGGGCCGGUGCGCGGCGCGGCCGCAGGAUGCAGGCCAUGGACCCGGCCGCGGCGGGUCUGUACGAGGAGGACGGUAAAGACCUGGACUUCUACGACUUCGAGCCGCUGCCCACCCUCCCCGAGGACGAGGAAAACGUGUCUCUGGCCGACAUCCUCUCCCUGCGGGACCACGGCCUCAGCGAGCAGGAGGCCUGGGCCGUGUGCCGGGAGUGCAGCCUGGCCAUGCAGAGCGUGGCGCACGCCGCCAUCUUCCAGAGCAUGUGCAUCACGCCGGACACCCUGGCCUUCAACACCAGCGGGAACGUGUGCUUCAUGGAGCAGCUCAGCGAUGACCCUGAGGGUGCCUUCGUUCCUCCGGAGUUCGACAUCACUGGAAACACCUUUGAGGCUCACAUCUACUCCCUGGGGGCCACGCUGAAGGCCGCCCUCGAGUACGUGGCGGAGCCCACCGUGGAGCCCAGGCUGAGCCAGGACCUGGAGGCGCUGCUGAGCCGGAUGCAGGCGGAGGACCCCGAAGACCGGCCAGAUCUCCAGAGCAUUGUUGCGCUGUGUGAGGAGAAGCUGCAGCCCCUGUGCUCCUGCCGUGUGUGCCGGAGCCUCUCUGCCGUGGGGAGGAGGGUUCUCUCCAUCGAGUCCUUCGGAGCACUUCAGGAUGUCAGUGAGAGCAGCUGGCGGGAGAGACAUGCCCCAGGAAAUGCUGGGCCCAGGAGGCCGCCUGGGGACCCUGGCACUGACCCGGUGGUUCUGCCUGCCCCUGGGGGCCGGUGCCCGCCCUCCGCCCCUGAAGGACCAGAGUCCGAGGCUAGCCAGGGCCCCAGAGUUUCCCCAACCAAGGCUCUGCUGUCCUCCUCCAUGAGAAACGGCGAGAGCUAUGGCCGGGAGGAGCUGGCCGGCCUCGUCCUGGACGCUGAGUGCCCUGCCGGGGAGCUGGACAGAGACGCCCUCAGGAGAAGCCGCCUGCGGAAGGUGCGGACAUUCCCCAGGCUGCUGCCCGACAGCCCCGAGGCCGCCCUCUGCCUGCCGCUGACCCACAGGAAAAGCCAGCUCUCCGUAUCCGGAUUCCUCCCUCCGGACCCCAGGAAGGCCUUUCUGGAUGGGAAAAAUGGCCUGACUGGCUUCCAGACUCAGCCCACACGCAGGCUGUGGCCAGAGCAGGAGCCGGAACUCCAGCUGGGCAGGGUGCCCUGUGCAGGCCGCAGAGUGGACAGGGUCCCCGGGGCACCCGGCAGCCCAGGCCAGCCUGAGACUUCACAUCCCAGCCUGAGGCUGGCAGAGGCCAGACCCCCACCCUGCCGCGCAGACCCUCGAGAUGGGAGCAGUGAAGCCCAGACUCCCGGGAAUGACGAGGGAGUUCCGGAGGGCGCCAGGCAGCCAGGAAGUGCAGCCUCGGAGCAGCGCGUGUCCCUGCAGGACCUCCUGUCGCAGCUGGGCCGGCCCUUCCGGGAGUACGAGCUGUGGGCCCUGUGCCUGGCCUGCCUCCGCGCCCUGCAGUCACACCCCCAACACCCAGCCUACCUGUGUCUGGACUCCGUGCUGGUCGCUGAGGACGGGACUGUGCUCUUCCAGCCGCCCCCUGCCAAUGGCACCUAUGACUCGUUCUUCCUGGCUCCUGAGCUGGCAGAGGAGAGGCUGGUCACAGAAAAGGCCGCUGUGUACUGCGUGGCCGCUGUCCUGUGGACCGCAGCCAAGUUCGGCGUCCCCCGAAACCAGAAGCUGGCGCUGCCACGCAGGCUCAAGACCCUCCUCCUGGACAUGGCCAAGCGCAGUGCCCCAGAGCGGCCGUCCACGGUGGAGGCCAUCAAGGUGUGCAGCAGCUACCUCCUGCAGCGAGGCAUGGACAGCCGGAGCAUCCUCGCCCACCUCAGAGCUUCCACCUGCCAGGUGUCCCAGGAGGAAGAGACCAUCAGCCUCCAGAACGCCUUCUCAGGGGUUGAACGGAGGCCCAGCGCAGCACCAGCCUCAGAGCCCGGCCCAGGCUUCCUGCCGGUGAACAGCAACACCAGGCUUGUGGCUGUGCCAGGGCCCGUGCCCGGCCAACAUCCCUGCUGUGAAGAAGCCGCCCAGCUGCCCGAGGCAUUCACCUCCGAGGCCACGCACUUCAAGCCCAUUAUCCUCACGCAGGACCCCAGUGUGGCCAGGGACCAGCCUGUCUUGGCCCAGGAGGAAUCCCAGGAGAGGAACGGCCAGAGGGAGAGGGAAGGUGAAGGGAAGCUCUGCCCGGAGAUCCACACCGGGUCACCCAGUCGGAAGGCACCUGACUGGCCACAGGGAGCAGCCCCAGAGCCUCCUGGGGAGUCAGUGCAGCGUGGCUCAGCCCAGGGCUGCCCCUGCCCUCCACCCCAGGCCCCAGCAAACCAGCCAGACGGGGCCUCAGCCGAGGUUCCAAGCCCUCCAGUCCCUGCCCUGCCCACAAAGGCAUCCGCGCUGCCUGAAGAGCGAGGGCCGGCUGGGCAGGUCCUUCCUGGAGUCACUUCCGGGGGCCUCAGGUCCAGUGCCCUAGGGCCCACCACGGCCCAGCACGGCCCUCGACACCCACCCAAGCCUCCCCGAAGCAAGGCCACCGAGCGCCAGGACCAGAAGCCAGAGGGCCCCAGGGCCACCCCUGCCGGGGAGCAUGACAACCAGAGCCCGGACAGUGUCCCAGAGAGGCCACGGCCCGCGGACCGGAGGCCCUGUCUGCCCUGUGUGGACACCUCGCCACUGCCAGGGAGGACGGGCUGCCCGUCGCUGCAGGAGGCCACACGCCUCAUCCAGGAGGAGUUUGCCUUCGAUGGCUACCUGAACAACGGGCUGGAGGCACUGAUCAUGGGGGAGUACAUCUUCGCCUUGAAAGACCUCACCUUCGCCACUUUCUGUGGCGCCAUUUCCGAGAAGUUCUGUGACCUGUACUGGGAUGAGAAGCUGCUGCAGAGCCUCUUCCGGGUGGUGAACGGGCCGGCGUCACCCUCCGCGAGUGCGGCCAAGGAGGCUGGGUCACAGCCGGACAGCAGCCCCAGGCCCUGCUCCCCGUCCAGCAAGAGGCCCUCCCUGCACCGCCUGGGAAAAGAGAAGCCGGCCGUGGCCAGGGCCAGCUGGGCCCCCUGCUCACCCACCUCGGUGUCUGGCGUGGACUCAGACAAACUCUCACGGGGAAACUUUGAAGUGGGAUUUCGGCCUCAGAGGUCCAUAAAAGCCGAGAGAGUGCAGCAGCCUGAGGCGGACAAGGACAGGCAGCCAGCGGGCGGAGCCCCAGACGGGGAGGCCGCGGCUCCGGCUAGAUCCAAGGUGGGCAGCCCGGCCAUGUCCCCCGGCCCCGCUGGACUCCAGAGCUGCAGCCCGGGCUGGUGCAGCGCCUUCUAUGAGGCCGACUGCUUCGGGGCCGACGUCCACAGCUACGUGGAGGGCCUGGGUCGGCAGCACGCGGACGGGGCCCUGCCCGACGCCCACAGCCCGGAGCUGGAGCAGCAGCUCAUGAUCGAGAAAAGAAACUAUCGCAAGACCCUGAAGUUCUACCAGAAGCUCUUGCAGAAGGAAAAGAGGAGCAAAGGCUCCGACGUCAAGACCAUGCUGUCCAAACUGAAAGGGCAGCUGGAAGAAAUGAAAUCCAGGGUGCAGUUCCUCGGCCUGGUCAAGAAGUACCUGCAGGUCCUGUACGCGGAGCGCUGGGGCCUGGAGCCCUGCGCCCUGCCAGUCAUCGUGAACAUCGCGGCCGCACCCUGCGACACGCUGGAUUUCAGCCCCCUGGACGAGUCCUCCUCACUCAUCUUCUACAACGUCAACAAGCACCCGGGCGGCCGGCAGAAAGCCCGCAUCCUGCAGGCCGGCACGCCGCUGGGGCUCAUGGCCUACCUCUACUCCAGCGACGCCUUCCUGGAGGGCUACGUGCAGCAGUUCCUGUACACCUUCCGCUACUUCUGCACGCCCCACGACUUCCUGCACUUCCUCCUUGACCGCAUCAACAGCACGCUGUCCAGGGCCCACCAGGACCCCACCUCGACCUUCACCAAGAUCUACAGGCGGAGCCUGUGCGUGCUGCAGGCCUGGGUGGAGGACUGUUACACCGUGGACUUCACCCGGAACAGUGAGCUGCUGGGGCAGCUGGAGGGCUUCAUCUCCUCCAAGAUUCUACCCCUGGACGGCUCUGCAGAGCACCUGCUGGGCCUCCUGGACGUGGGCAAAGACAGGCGGGCCGAGGGCAGCCCUCGGGGCACAGACCUGGAGAACCCCAAGGAGGCGGAGGAAGACACCAGGCCCUUCAACGCCCUCUAUAAGAGGCUCUCGGAGGACGGCCUCUCCCGGAAGAGCUUCCCCUGGAGGCUGCCACGGGGCAAUGGGCUGGUACUGCCACCGCACAAGGAGCAUCCCUACACCAUCGCCGCGGCACUGCCCAAGCCCUGCUUCCUUGAGGACUUCUACAGCCCCUGCGCCAAGACCAGUGAGAAGGGGCCCUACUUCCUGACCGAGUACAGCACCCACCAGCUCUUCAGCCAGCUCACGCUGUUGCAGCAGGAGUUGUUCCAAAAGUGCCACCCGGUCCACUUCCUGAACUCACGGGCUCUGGGCGUCAUGGACAAGAGCACCGCCAUCCCCAAAGCCAGCUCUUCUGAGUCUCUUUCGGCCAAAACCUGCAGCUUAUUUCUGCCCAGUUACGUUCAAGACAAGUAUCUGCUACAGCUUUUAAGAAAUGCAGAUGACAUCAGCACCUGGGUAGCUGCCGAGAUUGUGACCAGCCACACCUCCAAGCUGCAGGUGAACUUGCUGUCCAAGUUUUUACUGAUCGCGAAAUCUUGCUACGAGCAGAGAAACUUCGCGACGGCCAUGCAGAUCCUGGGCGGGCUGGAGCACCCGGCGGUCAGGCAGUCCCCUGCCUGGAGAAUUCUGCCUGCAAAGAUCGCAGCAGUCAUGGAGGAGCUGAAAGCCGUGGAGGUCUUCCUGAAGAGCGACAGCCUGUGUCUGAUGGAAGGACGGCGCUUCCGGGCACAGCCCACCCUGCCCUCGGCCCACCUCCUGGCCAUGCACAUCCAGCAGCUGGAGACCGGUGGCUUCACCAUGACCAAUGGGGCCCACAGGUGGAGCAAGCUCAGAAACAUCGCCAAGGUGGUGAGCCAGGUGCACGCGUUCCAGGAGAACCCCUAUACGUUCAGCCCUGACCCCAAGCUCCAGUCACACCUCCGGCAAAGGAUCACCCGCUUCAGCGGCGCCAACAUUUCCACGCUGGCCGCAGAGAGCAGGGCCAACUUGCACCACGUCCCUAGCGAGAAGCACUCACGGAAGAUUCAGGACAAGCUGCGGAGGAUGAAGGCCACAUUCCAGUAGCCAAGCUCCAGUGUGGGCCUGCUGUGCAAUUCCAGACCUGACCCGACUCUGAGGGGGGCAGGGGGCUGGGAGGCAGGAACCGAGUCUCAGGUGCCACAGUUAGUGGGGCCCCUCCGCCGCCGGGGCCCGGGGGAGCUGGACCGGGAGAUGGAGGCUCAGGGGACCCCAUGAGAACAGGCACAGCUGAUCUCCUCCCAGCAGACAGAGCCGGGACGGCACAAGAGUCUUGGAGGUUUGCGUGUUUCUGCUAGAAUUAAAAAGUUAAAUUUAAAAAUGAAGAGGAGAGACUGAAGUUCCCAGGAGUUGUGUGCCUGUCUGCGCCUCUCACACACAGAUAAGUGGCUCUUACCCAGUUCCGGCAAUUCCCCCACCAAACAGCGACAGCCCCCACCUCGACUCUGCUAACUUCAGAGCAGCUGCUCCCUGAGCGGGUUUCUGGGCCAGCCUAGGUCGGCUGAGCAACCGAGGACCAAAGCUGACCUCCGAGCUCCAUGCCAACCGCAAGCUGUGGGCCUUUCAAUCUCUGUGUUGACCAUAGCUCCCGGGGUCGGUGGUGGCGGGGGGAGGCUCUGAGACCUCCAUGCUGACAGAAGCUCCCAGGGAGGGGGAACUCUGAGACCUCCAUGCCACCCACAGCUCCAAGGGGGGAGGGGCUCUGAGACCUCAUGCCAACCUCAGCCCCCAGGGAGGGGGGGCUCUGAGACCUCCAUGCCAACGGAAGCUCCCGGGCUCUGAGACCUCCUGUCUGAGACCCUGCCUGCGUUCAUCCCCCACCCACACCCAGGACCCCCUCCUCCCUUCCCCUGCCUGGUGCCCCUCCCCAGCCCAGACCCCCAGGUGCCUGAGGCCUCCUGCUGGAGCAAGCACCUUGGGCUGGCCCCUCACCCAUGGCUCAGGGCCCCCAGCUUAGAACAGCUGGUGUGAGGCAGCCCCCCACCCUGGGCAAAGCCCUGCCUCCUAGAAAGGACCUCACAGCAGCUCCAAGGUGCAGGCUCUGCGGCGGUGACCCAGAGAGUGCCCCUGCCCAUCUCCUACCCCAGAGGCCACUGCUACCCUCGGUCUCCACAGCCAUGCACGUGCAAGGCCUGCAGCCUCCACGGCCUGUCCGCCACCCCGCCCGUGGCCUCUGCAGCUUGCCACACACUUGCACUUCACCAGAGGAGGCAGGUUUUUGGACCCUGGGCAGCUGGUGUGGAGCCCGCAGCCGGGGCAUGGGGACCCACGCUGGCCUGUGGCCAGGUGGCCGGAGCCCCGAGCACCACCCCGGCUCCGUGGCUCUCACGGUGGCAGUCACCGCAAGACCCAGGGCUGUGCUUUUGAGUUUUAGAAAGUCAUUCCUUAGAGCAACCAGCUAGUGGCAUUUCUGGGAAAACUGUCACUUGCGACAAAACGCUGCAUUUUUCAUGUCAAGAUGUGCUUCCCACAUAAACUCCCUGGCGACACCUGGGCCCUGCUUCAACGUAACACAGGAGGAAGCUGGCGUCCUGGCCACGCAAACGGAAAUGCAGACGCAGUUCACGUCCGCUUUUUCUUAGGGUUUUCUAUGAGGAUUAUGUUCUGCUGACCCAUGCCCGAAUUAUCAGAUUCAGUCUUCAACAGAGUGUCGGGUGCAGAUCAAUGCUCCUUCAGUCAGGACUUACUUCAUGGGGGCGGCGGGGGGGCCCAGGUCAGGACUUACUUCCCGGGGGCCCAGGUCAGGACUUACUUCCCGGGGGGUCCCAGGUCAGGACUUACUUCCGGGGGACAGCCGGCUCAGGCUCCAGCUCCACUGUCUGCAUGGCUCCUGGUGCUGUAGCACCGAUUUCUAAAUAAAGUCCUUUCUACCGA
This is a messenger RNA of Saimiri boliviensis boliviensis (Bolivian squirrel monkey), 7558 nucleotides long. Lineage: Eukaryota; Metazoa; Chordata; Mammalia; Primates; Cebidae. The record is from RefSeq and is a predicted model, not a curated record.